AUGGCGAGCUCGUCCAGCAAGCCCCCGCCGGAGGAGCGCGCCGCGGAGAUCAUCAACAGCCUCCCCUCCUCCCCCAACCUCGUCACGAAAACUGGCUCCGUCAUCCUUGGCACGGGUCUCGUCGCGACCGCCAUCUCGCAGGAGCUCUACGUCGUCAACGAGGAGACUGUCAUCGCUGCCGGCUUCUUCAUCCUCAUCUCCUUCAUUUACAAGGCUGUGAAGGAGCCGUACCGCGACUGGGCGGAGGGUCACAUCAACCGCGUCAAGGACAUCCUGAACGCGUCCCGCACCGAGCACACCCAGGUCGUCAAGGACCGCAUCCAGUCUGUUGAGCAGAUGAAGGAUGUCGUCUCCGUCACGGAGGGUCUCUUCGCGCUCUCGAAGGAGACCGCGCAGCUCGAGUCCGAGGCAUUCGUCCAGCGCCAGAAGGUUGCUCUUGCGACCGAGGUCAAGACCGUCCUCGACAGCUGGGUCCGCUUCGAGCAGCAGGCGAAGGAGAGCGAGCAGGCCGACCUCGUCAAGACCGUUGUCGAGAACGUGCUCAAGAACCUCAACAACGAGAAGACGCAAAAGGAGGUCCUUGCCGGUGCCAUUGCCGAGAUCGAGCAGCUCAUCAAGAACAAGGCGAUCUGA
Trametes versicolor FP-101664 SS1 is the source of this 633-nucleotide messenger RNA. RefSeq names its product ATP synthase. Gene Ontology annotation, molecular function: proton transmembrane transporter activity. The record is from RefSeq and is a predicted model, not a curated record. Bases 1 to 633 code for a protein of 210 amino acids. Gene Ontology annotation, biological process: proton motive force-driven ATP synthesis. The transcript has 4 exons. NCBI's taxonomy places the organism in Eukaryota, Fungi, Basidiomycota, Agaricomycetes, Polyporales, Polyporaceae.